UCCUAUGCCACAAUUUUGACAUGGCAAGUGAGAUUUAUUUGGUUGAACUCAGUGCUGACCUUCCUUCUAAAAUAACAGUAGGAUAAUAGCCUUUCUGUUCGCUUCGAGACUAUUGGAGACGUCUAAAGACAGUGUCAACUGAACGGCCUGCUUCGUGCAUUUCAGGGUAAUUCCAUUCGGGUCAUUAGGCUACAGAAUAUUUGUUAAGGCAUCACACCAUUCUCAAGCUAUACGAUACAUUCUGAACGAAAACACCACAAAGGAUCUGCUUUGAAUAUUGUAUGACCAGUAAAAUUCGACUGUUUGGAGGACACCCAUCCCGGCCAUACUGCGGCCACUAUCUAUCUCCAGCAGGCUCGAGGCUCUGCCCCGGAACGUGUAUUCAUCCCACUGUGGUUAUCAUCCGGGAUUGCGCUGCAAUAAAACUUUCGUCCAUCUGCUUUGACAUCUCGGCGACUCCCGCGUUCUCUGCUAAAGCAAAGAGCGAGGACAUUAUUCAAUCGCUAUUAGGUCUACCUACAGAACGAUUAUUUAUCAGGCUCGCGUGUGUUCUUGUUUUGGUGUUCCAUACCGAAACGUAUCUAAAUGAUGACAUUGCCUAGGAUUAGCUAGAUGACUAUUCGUUUUCCAAUGUACCCAAAGAGGGAAGCCUGAUGCUAUGAGGGUGUUUUGACACAUCAAAGUGACGCGUGUGAUGUUAGUUGUUUAUCAGCAACAGGAAUCAAGGAUAUUCGUAAUGCAGUUUGUUACGUUUGAAGGCGGUUACAUUGGAACAAUGUAUCAUAAUGGCAUCACGUCUCGUGCCUGGGAAGCGAAUUGACGAUGGAUUGUUGUUACAUUGUAGCUACCCGAUUGUAAAUAGUUGACUUCUUUUUUUGCGUGUUAUUGGUGAGCUAUUUUUCCAUUACGUGGAGAUGGUGAUUAUAUUUUUCCAGCGUGCCCUUCAUCGUCAUCAUUCGGCUCCUGUGUUCCAUUUUUGAAUUUCUUCGAGGCUGACACGUAUGCUACAGUAAGGACUUUAUCACAGAAUACACAAACAUGGGAACUCAGAUUACUGGCACUGGAAGAAAAAGAAUCCCCAACAGGGAGAGACUGACCGCAGAGGACGAUGCCCUCAAUCAAAUCGCUCGAGAGGCUGAGGCGAGACUGGCAGCGAAGCGGGCGGCCAGAGCAGAGGCACGGGAGAUACGCAUGAAGGAACUGGAGAGACAGCAGAAAGAGAUGUAUCAAAGCCAGAAGAAAUACUAUGGUCUGGACAACAAAUGGGGCCACAUUGAGCAGUGGAUGGAGGAGAGUGAGAGGUACUCCUCCCGUCCUUCACGGAGACACACGUCGAUCUCAGACGAUGAGGAACGGAUGUCGGUGGGGAGCCGAGGAAGCCUUAGGAGAAACUUCUCAUCUGAUCUGUACUGCAGCUCCAACAGUCUCCCCUCACUCAGACAUCAAAAUUCCACUCAAAAUGGCCGGCCCUCCAUGCUCUUUAUUGAUGGCCCACGCACCCAGAGUCACAGGGGCUCUGUGUGUGACGAGGCUGUGCAGAGUAGCACACGGCGCUUUAGUGGCUCCAUCUCUCGCGGUCCUUCAGACUACAGUGGUUUUCUGGGCUCCAACUCUCGGGCCUCGUCCAGGGCCAGCUCUGCCCGUGCCAGCCCAGUGGUGGAGGAGAGAUCAGACAGGGACUUCCUGGAAAAGGGUUCCAGGACUGCCUCUACCCUCUCAGCAGCCACUCUAGCAUCGCUGGGAGGGCCCUCCUCUCGCAGAGGCAGCUGUGACACCUCUAUCUCAGUAGAGACAGAGGCCUCCAUUCGAGAGAUAAAGGACUCCCUGGUGGAGUCUGAGGAGAAGUACCGUAAGGCCAUGGUGUCCAACGCCCAGCUACACAACGAGAAGUCCAACCUCAUGUACCAGGUGGACACGCUGAAGGACUCGCUCAUUGAGCUGGAGGAGCAGCUGUACGAGUCUAAACGAGAGUACAACGACAAGGCCAAGGAGUUUGAGAGGGAGAGGCACGCCCACAGUGUUCUGCAGCGCCAGUUUAACGAGAUGAGAGAGACGCUGAAACAGAGUGAAGAACUGUUAACCGCCUUAGAGAGGCAGAGGGAAUUCUCAGACGCCGGCGUGCGGGAUGAGCGGGAUAAGCUCAGGGAUCAGGUGGUCCACCUCAAAGACACUCUGAAGAAACAUGGGAUAGUGCUGUCACCUGAAGUAACCACCAAUGGGGAUGCAGGACAGAUGAUUGAUGGGCCUUGCAGUGCAGACUCUACCUCCCGAUUGGCUCAGGAGUCCCAGCCAUCUCAUGGUGGGGAGAGCAUGCUUGGCGAAGCACCAGAGAUGCAGUUGGACCAUGGCGAGGUGAGGACACCAGGGGGAGGCAGACUUCUACAUGAGGCUGACAACUACUCACAUGACCAGGAGAGGGCACUACUGGAGAUAGAAUCUUCGGACAAGUUGAACCAAGACAAGUUGAGUGACAGCCUGCAGCAACAAACAGACACUGAAGCAGAGCAGUCCAAGUACUGUGACCAAGAGACCCAGGUGGAUGUUGCUGUACCUGAAGAAGCCAUUUUGGUGCAUUUUGGUGACAAAGAGACUCAGAUUGAAUAUGAAGUAGAGAAACCCCAAUACUGCGACACAGAAACUCUGGUGGAACCUGCUGAACUUGAAGGAGCCAUUUUGGUUCAAAAGGAAUAUACAGAUGGUGGCAGUGACAAUGGAGAGGGGUUGAAUCAAAGAGGAUUUGAACCAGAAUCCCAGGAACAGGCAGAGAAUGAGGAAAACAGUGGAGAAAGUAACAAGGAAGCUGUACCAGUAAGCGGUGGCACUGACGGACAAUGUGAGGAAAUCACAAACCUUGAGAAAGGACGGGAAAACACAGAGCUUCUCACAGCUGUGUCUACUGAAGAACAGGACAUCUCUGGUCCAACUCUCUGUGAUGAGACAGAGGCGACUCUUAGUCAAAUCCAAAGUGAAUCUCAAAGUGACCUGCAAGGAGAGAACACCCAGGAGUAUGAUCCUGGGACUAAAGGUCAAGUCAUUCCAGAAAACUCAAGGAUCACGGAAUCUGAGAUGAUUAAGAUGAUUCUGAGGAUUUCUGUAUGUCUAGGGGAGGCAAAGACCAGCCCAAAUCAGAUCUCUCAGGGAUCAUUAAAGAAAACAGAAACAAUAGGGAUGGAGAUGAAGAAUAAUCCAGGGCAUCCUGCAGAGCAUCAGGCAGAGACUGGCCAAGUAACAUCUACUGGAACAUCUGCUAUCUCAUCUACAGUCUCUAUUGAACUGUUUAUCUCUGAAUGUCCUGACGAGGUUGGAAUCAAGACAGAUCCACUCAUAAUAAACACUUUAAGUGAAUUUGAGAAAGAUAAACAGAAUUCUCUAGAACUUCAGCAACAUAAGAAUGAUCAUUUCAGUACAGAAAGCUCUGUGGAAACUGUGCCAAAGAUCACAGACUCUGACGGACAGAAAUUAUCUGAGAGGGUUGAAGAGCUGGAGUCGAGUUCAGUGGAGAGCAAGCCAGAUCAGAUUUGGCAGGAAUCUGUAUGUGGCAUGAAGGAAGAUGAACCAAAUACUAAAGAGCUUCAGGCAAAGGAGCCCCCAUCCACUAUCUCUGACAAAACGGUUACACCUAUCAUAACAGAGGAGGGGAAGACUAGACUAGACCAACAGGUGAUCCCUGAUUUACCAGAGAGGCUAGAGACCAGCUUAGAAAAUACCUUACCAGGAGUUCAAGGUGAUCAGAAGAUGGAUGUAGCAGAAUCAAGGGAGAAACAAGGAUGUACCUGUAAAUGUAUAUGUAAACAAUCCCAGAGUGAUCAAGUACUGACGGAGAACUCACUGGAUGUAGCUCUAACUCAGAGGAUCAGCGACUCUAGUGGAGAGGUUAUCUCAGACAGGACAGAGGAGGUAGAGCCCAGCCCAGACAGGAUCCAAUCAGAACCACCCAGUCGUGUAGAGAGAGAAGAAUGGUGCAUCAUUGAGGAGAACAUCUAUGAGGAGAAUCUCCAGCAGGAAGCCAUUCAGGAGGAGCAACAGACAGAACAGGGGGAGGCUUCAACAAGUUCACCAGCAGGGGGAGACAAUGAGUUAAACGAUGGGGCCUCCGCUGGACAUAUAGACAGUUGUGAAGAAGCCGUUCUACUUGUGAAAGAGGAGGAAACCUAUCUACCUGUAGAAGAAGAGCACAUCAGCUCCUCACCCAGACCCUCGGCACUUGGCCAAGAGAUACAGCCAUUACCCGAGGCGGUGGAGGAGGGGAGAGAGCGCCCCCCAGUGGAAGAAGCCCAGAAACAGGAGAGCGGUGUAAGAAAGGGACAAAGGGGCAAUAGGAAGGGCAAGGGCAAAGAUCCUUGCAAAGUAAACUAGUUGAUGAUCACUCUACUCUCAAAGUGUUAUUUGAUGUGUAAUAGACUACUGACUGGGGUUGCAGCCAGUCUCUGUGGGUUUCUUUGUUUUACUCAAAGGAAUUACAUGUUUUAUUUAAUGACUUAUUUAGUGCCUUGAAUAAAUGGACCAUGUUGAAGAGCGAUU
Oncorhynchus mykiss (rainbow trout) is the source of this 4521-nucleotide messenger RNA. The record is from RefSeq and is a predicted model, not a curated record. Lineage: Eukaryota; Metazoa; Chordata; Actinopteri; Salmoniformes; Salmonidae.